Molecule: messenger RNA, 453 nt
Organism: Aspergillus glaucus CBS 516.65
Lineage: Eukaryota; Fungi; Ascomycota; Eurotiomycetes; Eurotiales; Aspergillaceae
Exons: 1
Source: RefSeq, a predicted model, not a curated record
UCCCCCUCCGGCAGCUCUCCGUCUGGCGGCGCGGUCCCCUCUGGCAGCUCCCCCUCUGGAAGUUCUCCCUCUGGCGGUGCAAUCCCCUCUGGCGGCGCGAUUCCCUCUGGUAGCUCCCCCUCUGGCAGCCCCCCCUCUGGAAGCUCUCCCUCUGGUAGCUCUCCGUCUGGCGGCGCGGCCCCCUCUGGUAGCUCCCCCUCUGGCGGCGCGAUCCCCUCUGGAAGCUCCCCCUCCACUCCAGGCCACUCCGGCAAGCCUUCUCAGCCCGAGCCCUCCAGCUCUGAGCCCUCCGGCGAGUCCCCCGUUUCCCCCGGCGGUAACGGCGGUGGUUCCGAGUCCGAGCAGCCCAGCGGUGUCUCUCCCGAGAGCCCUGCUUUCACCGGCGCUGCUGGUAAGACUCAGCCUGCUGUUGGUGUCCUGGUUGGUCUUGUUGGACUUAUGGCUUUCUUCUAA